Messenger RNA from Acanthaster planci (crown-of-thorns starfish), 3083 nucleotides. RefSeq lists its product as uncharacterized. NCBI's taxonomy places the organism in Eukaryota, Metazoa, Echinodermata, Asteroidea, Valvatida, Acanthasteridae. The record is from RefSeq and is a predicted model, not a curated record.
AUGCAAAUUAAGAUAAAGAGCUUUCUUUUUAAGUUGGGGUUGGGUACUGUUCCAAAGUUGGGGGGAGGUUUAAACCUCUAGGGUGUCACAUUCCGGGUGUCACAUUCCUGUCAAUGUAAAUUAUAAUAAUGUGUGAAAACUGUGUUUUUGUUAAUGGGGACAAAUGGAUGUUGGCAUGAAAAUUAAAUUACAUAUGUUCAAAGUAAUGAUUCUAAAAUGGCCGCAAAGAAUUUCUUUAAAAAGUUUUAUCAGCAUUUGCCCUUUUUUGGGGGGGGUAUGGUAGAGGCACACUGCAGCCAUUUGUAUGGGAGGAGGGGUAGGAUGCACAUGCACGGCUUGAUGACCCCCCCUUCCUGCAUCCGAUCAAGUUGAGCCUUUUCUUCACUGGCGAAGUUCAUGGACGUCCUCCUCAUCUUGUGUUUAAUAGGCGCGCUGUUGCAGGUAUCAACUCUAUGGCGGUGAAAUUUCCAAGGUCGUAUUCAUUGACAGCAAAGACGCCCUGAAACUCUCUCAACAGAGACUUCAGCUCCUCUUUCUACCCCUCAUCCAGCUCCCCUGCAGAUCUGGUAAACAGAUCACGCAAGUACUCUGGAAUAUGCCCCUCGGCUCCUAGUCCUGCUCCUUCCUCUACAGAGACCGGGACUUCCUGUACAUCUACUACAUCCUCAGCCCUCCCCAACUUCCGCCCAUGCCUAAGUCGUACAUUGUGGUCCGUGGGGUUGACCACAUACACCUCGACUUCUUCAUCCGGGUCAUGGACCGUGCGUAAACCCAAAGCAUCCGAGGAUAAACCUGAGGACGGCUCGAACAUGAACUGACCCAAAGUUCAAUUGAGAUAAAAGAGGCCAUAUCUUGGAUGAAGCACAAUGUGGAGCCAAAGGCAAGAGUAUUUGAAUAUAUGGCCAAGACCUGUAAACGACGUCAAGACUGGAUUAAGAAAGAGACCCCAACCACAGCUGAGACUUUGGAGAUGUAUCCUCGGUUACUGGAUCCGGGAAUCAUUGAACAAGACUUCCGUCUCGCCAUUUCUGAGGAAACUAAUCAGUUGUAUGCCAAGUGGCCUUCCCUUUCGCAGAAGAUCUAUCAAUACAACAACCAAGUGCUGAAGAUCCAGUGGCAAGAUCAACUAGACCUUGGAGGGACUGACAUAGAGAAAUUGACAGAGAAGGACCGUCAAGAACUGGCCAUGAGCGUUCUACCAUUACUUUUCGUGGGGAGGAGCAAGGGAAUGAAAGGACGAUGCACCCCUGCAGAAUCACUGAGAUCAUUUAUAGAUAUGAAACCAGAAGGUACAGAUAUCCAGCACUUCAUGGCGACCAUUCCUGCCAAAGAACGUCCACAACCUUUCAUUUUGCUUCUCGGAGGAACCCGCUUCAAGCCGAACCAGGUGUUUAUGGUUGUUGAGAGAAAGGCUGUGGCUUGCUCCUCUGUACUUCAGGCAGUUGACACAUGCAUGAAGAUGAUCUACGUGCUGGAUGUAGACUAUCAGCCUCAGUGUAGUGCUGUGUGGAAGCUGCUACAGCACGUCGUCUAUGGAUUGCCACCUGGUACCCUCACUGGUGUGUCACUGAUUAACUUUCGAACAUGGCUAAAACAUUUGACCGAGGAUUAGCUAGGGUCCUGGAUAUAGGGACUGUGAAUGCUAUUUUCCUUAAGUUUGCAGUACUCUCAGUUUCGAAAGCCAAUUUUUAUUCAGUAACUGUGUUCAUUUUUCGUCUAAUUCAUAAUCUCAUCCUUGGAAGGUGCAUGUUCUCUGUGCUUAGGUGAAGUCACCAUUUGAGACUUUGCAGUACGCCAUGUUGUUUCAUCUGUCAUAUCAAUUAGCUGCUCACAAAAAAGAGUGUAAUUUUUUCUUGGUUACCAGCUUUUUAAAUAACCAAGAUUUUAUUUAUCUGAAAUUUCCAUUUGGUUGAGUAUUUUUGACUCCAAAGAAAUUACUCUGGGAACCCUAACCCAAAAUUAUCUUCAAAUAUGCGGCCUGCUGCUGAUAUGCGCUGUUAAAGGUCAUCAAACUUUUAGGUGUGUCAGACCUCUUUAAAAUUGUGAGAUUGGUUUUGUUGAUCAGAAGCCCUGAUACAUUAGUCAUUUUACAUACUGGAUACAUUUAAGGUAGAGCAUGACAGGCUACUGUGGAGACUACAUUUGAACAAGUGUAACUGAACAAUGGGGCCAAAUUCAUGUUGGUAAAAGUGUUGCCCCUGUUGAAAUCACUGAGGUUAACAGAAUGUAAGCCUACCCUUAUUACAGCCCAUUAUAGUGUUUUCCACCAGUGCAACCACAUGCAUUUUGAUAGUAUGAGGUUGAAAUUGUGAUUUUUCCUUGAUAGUGCCAGCAUUGGUGAAAGGUGAUGCAAAGACAUGUGUUAAGCCAGUUGUCUUGAGACACCAUUAUCACUGACUUGAUGGAGUUGAUAAAAAAAGUGGAGUUCAUGAAAAAAAAAACAGUGUUACUCAAUUUUUGGAAAGGUGAUUUUGAGCAGUAACUGCAGAACCAGUAUUUUAAAUUUCAUUACAUGUUUUGAAGAGUUAUACAGUAAAAUCGUUUUUCUCACAGGGAGCUGGAGGUAACUGUGUUGACAGUGCUUCAUCAUGGGACCAUAAAAAGUGCUUUUCUCCCAAAGUAUUACACUGUCUGGCUGCACUACAUGAUGCACAGUCACUCCUAACUCAAAGUGUUGUAUUAUUAAAGAGAGCCCUUUUCCCUCCAUCCAGCAGGUACAUACUGUUAAAAUGAGAUUUCAAAUAGAUCAGCAUUCCAGUGUAAUAUUAGAAGCAGCUUACUUGCAAAUGUAAAGACUCGGUUUUUAUAGAUACACCACAUUCCAGGAUUGCCAUAAAAUACACUGAUGCGGUGGCCUGUUACAUUGGUUUUGAUGAUCAAAUUUCACCAAACCAAAACCUGAUUUAAAAAAUAAUUUUCAAAGCUUAAAUUUUUCGUCAAAACAACAUAUGCAAACAAGAAGAGUCACUGUUACAGUAUUUGUUUACUGCUGUUUGUGAAAAACUAGCAAAGGGAUUUGUCAUGUGGUAAUGUAUGCAUUUUCUCUGUUAUUGUCAAUAAAAUUAACAAGAUUUAAAUCUGAA